CACCAUCAUAUUUUUGUUCGAGCAAUAGAGCGUCGUGUUGCAAUUUUGUCGGCUUUUGUCGAGUUUUAUGACAUGCUAGCGGGCUGUAUGUGGACUGCUGCUGCAGUAGUCUGACAGGGUCACUUGGGCGACUGGCAGUGCGACGGGCAGGAAGCAAAUGAUUUCUCUUAUAAACUGGCAAUGGGACUCGGGGUUCCUGCGGAUUCUCCGCUGGGCAGGAAAUUAGCGCGCGAAAAAAAUGAUCCAUCCAGUGCCAGGAAAAUAUGGUGAGUCAUAUAUUUUGGUCUUGCGGCUAGAAGACGACAAAAAAAGAAACAAUACGCAUUACAAUGUACACCAAAGAUGGCAAUAUGACCACGCAGUUCUUAUUGUGCUUUUGUCUAAUUAACAAGGAUUAAUUACAAAAGAUUUUAUGUUUUUAUUCUGGGCAAUACUGUUAUGGACUGUUGAGUAAUUUAGGUAGUUUCAUGUUGUUGGGCUACAUUUUCUUCCUCUACAACACGAAACUGUCUUAAUUACCCCAGUUAACUUCGUCGUAAAGCCGGGCGGACAUUCUAACGCAUAGUGUACUAUAUAAACAGUUUAAUCUACAUUGAAAUGUUUACUUGGAGUUUAUAAUAUCAUUCUUUAUACCGAACAGCUUUGUACAUAACUUUAACAUGUGACCUGCAGUGCAUGCAUGAGCUAAUUUGGUUGCUCUGUCUUUUUUUGGCAAAUGUGCUGAGAUCUAUCACCGGUAAUUUGAUGAAAAUGUAUUUAACUAAUAAACUUGAAAUAACCAAACGCUUCUAACACGUGCGAGAGGGACAGUGGACUUGAAAAUUACUAAAAGCUCACCUCUACACGGAAAUUAAAGGGGCGACAAGGCCUCGGUUAUGACCACUGCAGUCUUACUCGGUCCGCUUAAGCAACAGCGACCUCAGCGGCGCGCCAGCAGAGUACCGGCUGCUUCCGGCGGCGCAAUAGACUAAACACAAAGACAGGAGAGGGCCUUUGUGGCGAUGUUUAGAUCAGACCAACAGCCUGUUAUCUGGAGUAAAAGAAGUAAAUAGCCCCUGUGGUAAACUCGGUCCCUGUUUCAACACCCACCUUCAGUUUACAACCGCAGAACUAUUGCUUGUUUCCAGCUCUUAGAUUUAAAGAAAGAAAGAAAAAAAAGCGACGAUUACAGCACAUGGCGUGUUGUCCACAGAAAAAUAUUUCAACGUUCAGUAGUUUCACAAACUGAACUAAAAACAAUAAACAACACUGGUGAACGCAAUCGUACAUGUCAUACGUGUACAUAUUUAUUUAGUUAUUUUUAGGUAUGUAUCUAUGCAUGCAUAUAGACUAUAUAUAUAUAAAAGAAUAUUUAUUGCAAGGUCUCGUAUUUCAUGAAAAAAUAACUGUGAAUUACUGUGUAUUUAUAUGCAUUCAUUUUGUCUGUAAUUAAAUAUGCAUUUGAAAUGCUUUUUAUCUUUAUCUCCGAUGUUACUAUUUUAUUUAAUUUCUCUCAUUUAUAUAAAUAGUAACUCUUAGGCUAUCAACUGUUCGGUUUUAUACUGGAACGGAAAUUACUGAAACUGAAAAGGACAAAUAAUUAAAAUAAUGUUGCUUUCUUAUCACAAAUACUAAACGCGUUAUGAGCAGGUCCUCUCUAGAAAUGCAUUAGUCACGUCUCACGAUGUUUCCUCAUUAAAGCAUGCAGUAAAACUUUAUUAUUAUUACUAUUAUUGGGCAUAAGGUUUAAACUUACAUAACAUCAGCGCACUACAAUUUAAGAAAAAAAAUCGGCUAGCAUCUUUUAUUUAAACAAAAAGCUAAAUGGGGGCUGACGUUUGUUAUUAUUUAAUUAUUAGUAUCCCAUAACAUACGGAAAUGCUGUAUUUAAAAAAUAGAAACAGCUGAUUUUUGUUUUCUUAGCAAAACUUUAUUUUAUUAUUGCCCAUUUUCAUGUGGAUUUUUCAAUCAUGCCCAAUUUGUCUGCAGUCAGUUCAGUAUACAGGUAGAAUGACGCUUACCAGUAACACAAAUAUUGUUUAUGUUAUAAAAAAUACGUUUUAACGCUUUAUAAUACUAUUACUAUUAACAGUAUGCAUUCAGAAUUAAAAAGUAUUGAUUUCUCAUUACUAGUAUUAUUCACAUCAUUUUAUUUGAAUUUAAUCUAACAGCUAAUGUAACCGUAAUCGCUAUAUUCUGUCGAUCUUAAAGUUAAUAGAAUUAUUAAUAGAAACGUCAUGCAGUUAUAAUAUAAUUUAAAUAAUUACAAGUAGAUGCACGUUUGCAACAUUGCGAAAUGACCAUUACAUUAGUCUUCUAAUUCGCUCGCAAAUGAAAUCAUAUUGCCAAUAUUAUUUCAGUUAUUUAUUGCUUUAUUUAAUUAAUUUCUUCUCUUUUUUAACUGCAGUGUUUCAUGAUUUGUGAAAGGUGGGAUAUGGGUCUUAUUUUGCUCUUUACUUCUUGGAUUGAACUCGGACCGUCAGGAACGGGAACAUUUUAAGCGUUAGAUCGUUGGGGCGCCCAGAUUUGUUCGUUCAUGCGAAUUGGUAGCUAUCGAGGUUGAUUUAAAAAAUUAAUCGCAAAUUCAAAAAUUUAAUGUGUGCGUUUUUACUCUCACCUUCAAUUAAUCCAAACAAUGCCAAUUCACUCGGUUUAAUAAAGCAUAUAGUAAAAACAAGUCCUUUUUGCAUUUGUAUUACCAGUUCAGUGAUAAUUAGUCAUUAUUUUUGAGCUGUAGUUUGUAAUAUUGAUUGAAUAUUAUCCAGCAUAAGCGCUUAAAAUCCAUAUAUAUUCAUCACACACACAGACAGAAAAUACUCUGAUCGAAUGAUUAAUGCAGACUAGAAUCAGUUUCUCACGAAGCCCCCUGUACUCCAGCUUUAUUUUGUCUUGGCCAUAGUCACGACCAGCUUUACUGUACGUAUUAAAUAAUAUAUCUUUGCAUAAAAACACAAGGCCUUGUUAUAAAGCGUUAAAACGGAAAACAGUCACCGCUUAAUAGCGAGCGGACUGAUUUAUUUUUUAUUGUUCUGCCUCGGGAUCACGUGCGCUUGUCACCCAAUCGAAUGGCAAGGAACGUUCAACUUAUUAGCCGACUGUAGUUCUUUGUGAGGCCAAGUUGCUACUUGAUUUCUACAGAUUAUUUUUCUCAAGAUAGUACAGUGUACUUGUGGGCGUGUUUAUGUGUGUGUGUGUUUACGAAUGUGCGUUUGCAAUGUCGACAUCAGGGACACUUAAUAGUUACUACGUAGACUCUCUCAUUCUCUCUGAAAGCGAGGAUCUUUUUGCCGCGAGAUACCCCGGUUCAGGGCUUCAGCAUGCAAGACAAACUCCGGUCACCGAACAUGCAGAGUUCGGUUCUUGCACUUUCCAGACGAAACCGUCGGUUUUCUGUUCAUCCUGGAGCCCAGUGCCCGCCCAGUUUCCAAACGGAAUGCCCAGUAUGUGUCACCCGCACACACAUUCUCAGGGCACGGGGGAGUCGGAUGGAAGGUACAUGCAAUCCUGGGUGCUAGAACCCAUUUCUGGAUCCUUGCCUUUCAAUGGAUUACCGUCCAACCAACACAGUGCUAUCAAACCUGAGAAUGUGGGGGUCAGAGAUGACAGUACAAUUCUGGGUUCGCAUACGCUGCUUUUGCCCGAUUUUGCAAAGGGGUCCUCCCCUGGGCAAAAGGAUCGGUUCUUAAGCCAGAUUUCAUACUCUGAGCCCAAUGAAGAGAAUAUGUCCGUGGAUAAACCAGACGCGAACCCAAAUAAUCCGGUUUCCAACUGGCUUCACGCGAGUUCUACGAGAAAAAAACGCUGUCCUUACUCUAAGCACCAAAUUCUCGAGCUGGAGAAAGAGUUUCUUUUUAACAUGUACCUCACCAGAGACCGUAGAUACGAAGUGGCAAGACUCCUCAAUCUGACUGAAAGACAAGUUAAAAUCUGGUUCCAGAACAGGAGAAUGAAGAUGAAGAAAUUCAAUAAGGAUGGACCGAAAGACGACUGAAAUAAUUCGCUGUGAAAUUAUAUGUGUUGGAGAUAUUUACAUUUUAACAAAUUCUACAUUCACAUAUAGUCUAUUGCUAUAUAUCAUCAGGUCACACGACGAAAAUGAUGUCCGCACGUUUGACUCAAUUGAUGGAUUUAAUCUCUAUUUGUCCCUCCUAUAAACUACCUUGUAUUGCACAAACUAAUGGUCUGUAGAAGGCACUGUGUUCAUUUUGUUGCGGUGGUGUAGAUCGUCCGGCCUAGCUCGCUGUCAUAUUUGAGGCUUUUAAUACGCACAGUGUUUAUUUGUGAGUGUCUGUCGAAUUAUGUAUUAGAUUUGUUUAGUUGUUAAUCUACAUUUCCGUUUGGCCGUGGCCUCGUUGUCGAUGCUAUUAAUUUGUUGACUGAAGUGUAUGAUUUCUACACAAAUGCAUUAUAACAUAGUGUAACGUUGGCGACGCCAUGUAAUGCUAACACUGAAUUAGGUGCAUGACCUAAAAUGCGUAUCUUGCUAAAUGGAAAACACGUCUAAAACUUUGUUAAUGUAUUGACUACCUAUAUGCCUCGCAACUACCUAUAGUUAGGAAUUUUUAAACAUUAUUACAAACACACCAGGUACUAAAAAUAUCUUCGAACCUAAAAGAGAAUAUAAAACACUGAUGAAUACCUCAUGUCCCGAGAUAGCAAGCAUUUCGUUCCCUAGAUGUAAUUUGGAUGUGGAGUAACAAGUAAAAAAUAAAUAACGCUGUAAUUUGACACUUAUGUCUCUUAAUAAAUAUUUAUGCAAAAACA
This is a messenger RNA of Brienomyrus brachyistius, 4743 nucleotides long. It is a transcript of the gene hoxa9a, whose product is annotated as homeobox A9a. The coding region runs from base 3161 to 3970 and encodes 269 amino acids. Gene Ontology annotation, biological process: anterior/posterior pattern specification; proximal/distal pattern formation; DNA-templated transcription. NCBI's taxonomy places the organism in Eukaryota, Metazoa, Chordata, Actinopteri, Osteoglossiformes, Mormyridae. The record is from RefSeq and is a predicted model, not a curated record. Gene Ontology annotation, molecular function: RNA polymerase II cis-regulatory region sequence-specific DNA binding; DNA-binding transcription factor activity, RNA polymerase II-specific. The transcript is spliced from 2 exons. Gene Ontology annotation, cellular component: nucleus.